AUGUCUACCACUGCCAAGUAUCGAGUAGCAAUUUGUGGUGCAGGUGUAGGCGGGUUAACACUCGCAGUUGUUCUCGGAAAAUACUCGAACGUCCCCAUUGAUCUAUACGAGACUCAGGCAGAUGUCACCAUUACAGGAGCCGGAAUAUCGGUCUGGCGCAGGACGCGAGAAAUAAUGAUAGAACUUGGCUUGUACUCCGACCUAGGUGAAGUAACUACACACCCUCCUGAUGCCAGUCAUGGCCCUUCUUUCCGAAAAUCAGAUAUUCCUGAAGGAGGUAUCAAAUGGUUUGAUCAAAUCUUCACUUAUAGCCCAACCAACCUUCACCGUCGUGACUUGGUAAAUCUCCUCGUACGACAUCUAUCACCAAGUUGUACGAUCCAUACUAUGAAACGCUUGAAAACCUAUACACAAGACGACUCUGGCGGCUUGACCUUGCACUUCUCGGACAAGAGCACGGCGUUAGCAGAUGUACUCAUUGGCGCCGAUGGGAUUAGGUCCGCUACGCGUAAAGCACUCUUUGAAGGAUUGGCAAAGACCAGUCCAUCAGAAAUCGAUGUUCAACGUUUGUCAGAAUAUAUUGAUUCUAAAUGGACAGGAACCGUCGUUUACAGAUCACUGAUUCCGACUGAAAGAUUGGAGAAACUUUACCCCGGGAGUUCAGCUACGGGGAACAUGAUGUUUUACUGCGGCAAGAAUAGACAUAUCAUAACUUAUCCUGUUUUGCGGGGCACCCUCAUCAACGUAGCAGCUUCCUGCACUAAUGUGGAAGAUAUCGGCAAAAAAAUUGAAGGACACUGGGUCUCUAAUGUAUCACAACAGGAACUUCUAAACUCUUUCAAAGAUUUUGAGCCCGAGGUUAGGGCUAUUCUUCAGUGCUGUGAGAGACCAUCCAAAUGGGCGCUUCAUGUAACGAAUGAUUUACAUAUUUCGACCUCGGGACACGUUGCGAUCAUUGGCGAUGCGUGCCAUGCCAUGACGCCCAAUCUCGGGGCUGGUGCAGGGCAGGCUAUUGAGGAUGCCUUUAUUCUCGGCCGACUCCUAUCCCAUGAGCUCACAACUCUGUCUAACCUACCCGAUGUCCUUCGUAUAUACCAAGAUAUACGACUGCCGGUUGCCACACAAAUCUCUCAAAGAGCUGCUAGCACCGGGUACAUGUACGACUUCGUGGCGCCUGGGUAUUACGAUGGCAAGGACCGGUCAGAAGAAGAGGAGGGACUUGCGCGGCUGAAAGAUGCUAUCAAUGAGAACUGGGAUUGGCUUGCACAGGAAGGAUCCUUGAGCGAAUGGACAGAGGCAGAACGCCGCCUAAAGGAAUUGGCGUCACAACCUUAGAACACGCAGUGCUAUUCCUGGGUGACCAGGUUUAGAAGUAUUGAUUGUCCUGAUCUCUAGCAGGAGCCCGUACGUAUUUUCGCCUCGCUCAAACCGUAUUACACCCUCGUCUGGCGACACACAAAUUCUCGAGACUAUGUUUCCCGUAGAGCCUUGCUAUUAAUAUUGCUGCUGGCAGUAAUAUACCUUAGAGACUCACUCAAAGGGAUAACCGGAAAUCUAAGGGAGGGAAACACGAGGCACCGGCUACUGUCACUCGCAAAGAUUCCUGUCAGCUC
This is a messenger RNA of Serpula lacrymans var. lacrymans S7.9, 1613 nucleotides long. RefSeq lists its product as uncharacterized. The record is from RefSeq and is a predicted model, not a curated record. Gene Ontology annotation, biological process: secondary metabolite biosynthetic process. Gene Ontology annotation, molecular function: FAD binding. The transcript is spliced from 9 exons. Lineage: Eukaryota; Fungi; Basidiomycota; Agaricomycetes; Boletales; Serpulaceae. Bases 1 to 1335 code for a protein of 444 amino acids.